CCCUUCUAUAUAUUUCCACCAUCCCAAUUCAGAUCUCCAUUCACAAUUUCUUGCUCAAAUUCAUCUCUUCAAUCCAAUACCCAUUUGCGAAAUCCCUUUCUCUCUCUCUCUAAAACCAUGUUUUCAGCCACAGAUUCGGCGCUUUCUCUCUCCCCUGCUUCAGUUUCACCCCAUUUCUUGGGCUUGAGCUUGUCAUCUUCGUCUCCUUUCUCUUCUGUGAGUAUUUCCCCGAAAAGGCGAUAUGGGUUCGCGGUAUCGGCUGUGAUGGGUCAGCCGCUGACGGGGGUGGUGUUCCAGCCAUUUGAGGAGGUUAAGAAAGAGGAGCUGAUGGUGCCGAUCUCUCCCCAGAUUUCGCUUGCUCGGCAGAGGUUUGCGGAGGAUUGUGAAGCUGCAAUCAACGAGCAGAUCAAUGUGGAAUACAAUGUGUCUUACGUGUACCAUGCCAUGUACGCAUACUUCGACAGGGACAACGUUGCUCUUAAGGGACUUGCCAAAUUUUUCAAGGAGUCAAGUGAAGAAGAAAGGGAACAUGCUGAGAAGUUUAUGAAAUACCAGAACAUACGCGGAGGAAGAGUGAAACUACACUCCAUAUUGACGGCCCCUUCUGAAUUCGAUCACGUUGAGAAGGGUGAUGCAUUGUAUGCAAUGGAGCUAGCAUUGUCCUUGGAGAAGUUAACUAAUGAGAAGCUUCUGAACCUGCACAGUGUGGCUGAUCAAAACAAUGAUCCUCAAAUGACCGAGUUCAUUGAGAGUGAAUUUUUAUCUGAGCAGGUUGAAGCAAUUAAGAAAAUUGCAGACUACGUCACUCAGUUGAGACUGGUUGGGAAAGGACAUGGGGUGUGGCACUUCGAUCAGAGGCUUCUCCAUGAGGGUGGUGAUGUAUUUUGAAGAUUCUACGUAGUUCUCUUUCUUUGCCUAGAGUCUGUAAUCUUUCUUGUCGUAGGGUUAUGUACCAAUGUUUAGUUGUCGUUGCAAAUCAGCUUGAACCCAGAUUGAAUAAACUUUGUUUUGUGGAGGCGUAUAAUAAAAUCCAAAAUCUUAGCA
This is a messenger RNA of Rhododendron vialii, 1044 nucleotides long. RefSeq names its product ferritin, chloroplastic. The record is from RefSeq and is a predicted model, not a curated record. Gene Ontology annotation, molecular function: ferrous iron binding; ferric iron binding. Gene Ontology annotation, biological process: iron ion transport; intracellular iron ion homeostasis. Bases 118 to 888 code for a protein of 256 amino acids. Gene Ontology annotation, cellular component: cytoplasm. The transcript has 8 exons. Lineage: Eukaryota; Viridiplantae; Streptophyta; Magnoliopsida; Ericales; Ericaceae.